Kogia breviceps (pygmy sperm whale) is the source of this 2035-nucleotide messenger RNA. NCBI's taxonomy places the organism in Eukaryota, Metazoa, Chordata, Mammalia, Artiodactyla, Physeteridae. The record is from RefSeq and is a predicted model, not a curated record.
GAUACAGAUACCUGCGAUUCAGGCGAGUUUACUUUGCUCCGUGGGAACUGCACCAGAGCUGGAGGUCUGAAAAAGAACUGUGUUUGAUAUGCAGAUAUGAUAGAAGACUGCCUGAAAGCUGCUUCCUUUGCCACUUCCUGUGGAGGCCUGUCUUUGCCAUUUGCGGUUUCUUUCUUCUUUUGGUAAGGGGAGGCAGGAUCUGAUUACAGGUCUGAGGUCCUUUCUAGCUGCAUAGAGGAGUUAGUUGGCAUAACAGGAGGGAAGCAGGUGCAUGUCUCUGCAGCACUUCUCAUUUGGGGACCUUUUCUCUUUGUUCUUCCCACUCUUUGCUACCAGAGGCUGGAUUGAGAAGAGGCACUAAAGUUAUUAACUUUGACCACCACUCGGGAGCAUGUGAGCAGGGCCAGGUUGAUGUUCCACACUGAGGUCAGCACCUUGCAAGGAGGUAGUAACAUCCAGUCGUGAAACUGGGAAAAGCAAGAGCUCUUGGAUCAGGGAAACAUGUCCCGUCGGAAACAGACAAAUCCAAAUAAAGUUCACUGGGAUCAAGUAUUUGCUGGGCUAGAAGAGCAAGCCCGCCAGGCGAUGAUGAAAACUGAUUUUCCUGGAGACCUUGGCAGUCAGCGACAAGCUAUCCAACAACUAAGAGAUCAGGACUCCAGUAGCAGUGACAGUGAGGGUGAUGAAGAGGAGACCACACAAGAUGAAGUCUCUUCCCAUACAUCAGAGGAAGACGGAGGGGUGGUCAAAGUGGAAAAAGAGUUAGAAAAUGCAGAACAGCCUGUUGGUGGGAACAGUGUGGUAGAGCAUGAGGUCACGGAGAAUUUGAAUUCUGACCCCUUACUUGGACUCUGCCAGUGUCCCCUCUGCCAGCUAGACUGUGGGAGUCGGGGGCAGCUGAUUGCGCACGUGUACCAGCACACUGCAGCGGUGGUGAGCGCCAAGAGCUACCUGUGUCCUGUCUGUGGCCGGGCCCUUAGCUCCCCCGGGUCACUGGGUCGUCACCUCUUAAUCCACUCGGAGGACCAGCGGUCUAACUGUGCUGUGUGUGGAGCCCGUUUUACUAGCCAUGCCACGUUUAACAGUGAGAAACUUCCUGAAGUCCUUAAUAUGGAAUCCCUACCGCCAGCCCACAGCGAGGGCCCCUCCAGUGCUGAGGGGAAGGACACUGCCUUUAGUCCUCCAGUGUACCCUGCUGGAAUUCUGCUUGUGUGCAACAACUGUGCUGCCUACCGGAAACUGCUAGAAGCCCAGACCCCCAGUGUACGCAAGUGGGCCCUGCGUCGACAGAACGAGCCUUUGGAAGUCCGGCUGCAGCGGCUGGAACGAGAGCGCACAGCCAAGAAGAGCCGGCGGGACAAUGAGACCCCCGAGGAGCGGGAGGUAAGGCGCAUGAGGGACCGAGAAGCCAAGCGCCUGCAGCGCAUGCAGGAGACAGAUGAGCAGCGGGCACGCCGGCUGCAGCGAGAUCGGGAGGCCAUGAGGCUGAAGCGGGCCAAUGAAACCCCGGAGAAGCGGCAGGCCCGGCUCAUCCGGGAGCGGGAGGCCAAGCGGCUCAAGAGGAGGCUGGAGAAAAUGGACAUGAUGUUGCGAGCUCAGUUUGGCCAGGACCCUUCUGCCAUGGCAGCCUUAGCAGCCGAAAUGAACUUCUUCCAGCUACCUGUGAGUGGGGUGGAGUUGGACAGCCAGCUCCUGGGCAAGAUGGCCUUUGAAGAGCAGAACAGCAGCUCUCUGCACUGAACCACACCCUCCUGCCUGCCUUCCCACUCAGCCGUCCCCAGGGUCCUGUCCUUGCUGCUGGAGGCAGGCCGGAGUUUGCUGCAGGUGGACCUGUGUACCCCUUGCAUAUGGGAGCAGGAUGAUGGGGUCAGGAGGGACCCAGCUCAAGGCAGCUCUGGAUGAGGGAGCAGGCACUCCAGACACCUUGACUCCCCAGCCCACUGCUGCAGGGCAUGCGCAUAGGACUCUGGGGCCCUAGUGUGGCCCACGCCCACCCCACGGAGUUGUGAGGGCAAAUAAAUUAAUUUUAUCUUUA